This is a messenger RNA of Rosa rugosa (rugosa rose), 1419 nucleotides long. RefSeq lists its product as uncharacterized. The transcript is spliced from 6 exons. The record is from RefSeq and is a predicted model, not a curated record. Gene Ontology annotation, cellular component: chloroplast. Bases 1 to 1164 code for a protein of 387 amino acids. Lineage: Eukaryota; Viridiplantae; Streptophyta; Magnoliopsida; Rosales; Rosaceae.
AUGGCAACAGCUGCGCUGCUCAUUGAAGCCAACCCAUUAAUGAAAUUGAAGCAAAACACCCUAUUACGCACUUUUCGUCCUCUUCCAUCAAAACCAAUCGCAUUAACGUUUAGCAAUCAACGUUGCUUUGCUCCUAGAAUAUUUAAGAACCCUAAACCUCAAUGUUUCUUGCCCGCCGACUCUAAAUGUCAUCCCUCUCAGUCUCAGUCCCUCAAUGUUCUUAAAGAUAAUCGGCCAGCGGCAGCAAACCCUAAUUUCACAGUCGCCGUUAAUAAGGUAUGGGAAAAGUGUCACAAGGCAUUGAGGGAACCAGCAAUGGCUGCCGUGCUGUUUGGUUUGUUAGUCAUGUGCAACCCCAACUCAGCAGCGUUGGCUGCUCCGGUGGGUCGGGUCGGUGGAAGCUUGACACCCACGCGUACGACGUUGCACCAUCCAUCUAAAUAUUCUUCGACCACAAUCACAACGGCCGACCACUACGAUGAUCCGAUCUGGGAAAUUGCAUUCUAUUUUUUCUUUAAUUUAUACUUUCUCUGGGGAUUGUUUGCGUUGCUUUCGCCUUACCCCAAGUUUUACACGGUUGCUUUGUUUAUUUUCGGGACAGUUUUCACCGCUAUUUGGGUUCACUCUCUAGGUCAAACAAGUGUUGUCAAGCUCCAGCUUCAGGUUACUUUAUCGAACACUGGACGAGCAAUUCAAACGGAUCUUAAUCGGAUCGCUGAAACUGCAGAUACCUCUACACGUACGGGUUUGAGGUAUGUUUUGAGAGAUACAGCAGUAGCUCUAUUUCGGCAACCUGAUUAUUGCAUUUCCGGUUACUCAUGUGUGGGUGUACCAAAGUUCACUAGAGCGGCUGCACAGCAAUGCUUUGAUAAAAUUGUGUUCAGAGAGAGGGUUAGAUAUGACGAAGAGACCAUUGUCAAUGUGGACAAUAUAAAAACUCAAAGCACAACAAGUCAGAGAUCAACUAAUGAAUCUCACAAUGACAAUGUAGAGGUUACAAUUUUACUUGCUGUUGAUGGAAAGUCUAAGUUGCCCACUAUCAUUGACAGCAGUGAUUUGAAGAAAGUGAUGGAAGAGCUUGCAUCCAUUGAUCCCAGCAGACUACUUUUAGGAGUAGAGGUACUGUGGACUCCUCAGUUCUCUUCACAUGCGGCAAGCAAAUAAAUUUAAUCACCUGAUUCUCUGGUGCCCAUUUUCCUAAGGCAUGUUGAUGUCAUUGCAGCCCGACUCCCAAACAGUCUCAGGCAGCAAAUCCAGGAAGUCUCAAGCUGUUCGCAGUGGCGGUUCUGCUUGAGUGGCAAUUACACCUGCGAAUUGAAGAGUUCCUGACUUUCUUGUUAUUUCGUAUUAUGAGAAAAUUUUGUUUCUUACUAUAUAGUUUGAGAUGUUAUGCAGACAAUUUUUGGACCAACUUGUGUG